Messenger RNA from Spodoptera litura, 4176 nucleotides. RefSeq names its product AMP deaminase 2. The record is from RefSeq and is a predicted model, not a curated record. Gene Ontology annotation, molecular function: AMP deaminase activity. Gene Ontology annotation, cellular component: cytosol. Gene Ontology annotation, biological process: IMP salvage; AMP metabolic process. Lineage: Eukaryota; Metazoa; Arthropoda; Insecta; Lepidoptera; Noctuidae.
AAAUUCGCGCCCAUUCAUUCGAGUCGAAUCCUUUUGAUGUUGACUCAGCAAUCGUAUCAAAAAUAAUUUUAUACAAAAAUACGCAGUAAACAUCAAACCAUAUCAACCAAUGAAGAGUUAGAUGUGCGUUCUAAGCUUGACACUGAUUGGUUUAAUUUCCGUCAAACGCUUGAAAUUUUCCCGCUAGUUUUGUGCGACGCUGUUUCCAGCCAGUCAUAUCGGAGAACCGGAGGGUUGCCGACGCAUGACGCGUGUUUUCAUGUGAAUUUUGUCGUUAUGGCGACCGGAUUCGUGGGGUCUACGAAGAGUUUUCCAUUUUCAUUCGAUGUGGAUGUAGAGGAUGACGAGCAGGGCAGGUCCACACCGAGGCUCAACAAGCGCAUCGGGAGCGAGAGCCCCACGAGUGCAGUGGGUGCGGAGGCGCCCCGGGAGCUCCCCAAUGAGCUGUCAGCCCCGUACGAAGUGCCACAGUUCCCCAUAGAGCAGAUUGAGAAGAAGCUGCUCAUACAGAGGCAGUUGAAUGUCAAGGCAGCAGAAUGCGGACAGUCAGUACGUUCGUUCGGUGGCAGCGAGGCAGGUGGAGCUGGUGCUGUGUUCGACGAGAGGCUGCGGUCCGCUGAUGAUGACGAGACCGACUUCGUGCUGCCACACUUCCAAAGAGUUGCCAUCAGUGGAGAGGAUACUUCUGGAGUCCCGCUAGAAGAUCUCCAACAAGCAUCCUCGUACCUGGUGCAGGCGCUGGAGAUGCGCAAGCGUUACAUGGAGAUGUCGCAGCAGAGCUAUGCCACCAUCACGGCGCGCUUCGUGCGCAGCACUGACGCCAACGCGCCCGCCUACGUGCCCAGCGUGCAUGUGCAGAAACACAUCGCUGAUCAUAUUGUCCACCCACCAUUUAGGGCGGGCAAAGAUCCUUGGGAGUGCCCCAACCCUGAGCCGAAGGACUACGUGAUCAAGCCGGACAAGGGCGUGUUCAACCUGUACAAGAAGGGCGCCAACGGACAGGAGGAGCGGCUGCCGUACGAGUACAUCACGCUGCAGCAGUUCAUACAGGACAAGAACACCAUGUGCAACAUGAUGUCCGAUGGACCACUCAAAUCGUUCUGCUACCGUCGCCUGUCGUACCUGUCGUCCAAGUUCCAGCUGCACGUGUUGCUCAACGAGCUCCGAGAGCUCGCCUCGCAGAAGGCCGUGCCUCACCGGGACUUCUACAACAUUAGAAAAGUGGACACUCACAUCCACGCAGCAUCCUGCAUGAACCAGAAACAUCUCCUGCGCUUCAUCAAGAAGACCCUGAAGAACCAUGCUGAUGAGGUGGUGACCCUCCACAAGGGCACCCCGAUGACGCUGAAGUCAGUGUUCCAGUCUAUGAACCUCAGCACCUACGACCUCACUGUGGACAUGUUGGACGUGCAUGCCGACCGCAACACGUUCCACCGCUUCGACAAGUUCAACGCCAAGUACAACCCCAUCGGUGAGAGCAGACUGCGCGAGGUCUUUCUCAAGACUGACAACUACAUGAACGGGAAGUACUUCGCUAGGAUCAUCAAGGAAGUAGCAUCAGAUCUCGAAGAGUCCAAGUACCAGAACGCGGAGCUGCGUCUGUCGAUCUACGGCAAGAGUCCGGGCGAGUGGGCCAAGCUGGCCAAGUGGGCCAUUCAGUACAACGUCUACUCCGACAACGUGCGCUGGCUCAUACAGAUACCGCGACUAUACGAUAUCUUCAAGUCGAACAAGAUCAUGACGAACUUCCAAGAGUUCCUGAGCAACAUCUUCCAGCCGCUGUUCGAGGUCACCAGGGACCCCAACAGUAACUACGAACUGCACAAGUUUCUUACUCACGUAGUGGGCUUCGACAGCGUGGACGACGAGUCCAAGCCAGAGAACCCAAUGCUGGACGCUGACGCCAAGAGUCCCGAGGAGUAUGAUGAUGAGGAGAACCCGCCGUACGCGUACUAUCUCUACUAUAUGUACGCCAACAUGACUGUGCUCAACCACUUCAGGAAGGAGCAAGGUUUGAACACGUUCGUGCUACGCCCUCACUGCGGUGAGGCAGGUCCCGUGCAGCAUCUCGUCUGCGGCUUCCUGCUCGCUGAGAACAUCUCCCACGGACUGCUGCUUAGGAAGGUCCCAGUCCUCCAGUACCUGUACUACCUGGCCCAGAUCUACAUCGCCAUGUCUCCGCUCAGUAACAACUCGUUGUUCCUGAACUACCACCGCAACCCUCUGCCGGAGUUCCUGGCUCGAGGGCUCUGCAUCACGCUCAGUACUGAUGACCCGUUGCAGUUCCACUUCACUAAGGAGCCGCUGAUGGAGGAGUACAGUAUCGCGGCGCAGGUGUGGAAGCUCAGCUCCUGCGACAUGUGUGAGCUCGCCAGGAACUCCGUGCUCAUGUCCGGGUUCCCGCAUGAGAUGAAGCAGUACUGGCUUGGCCCCAACUACAUGAAGGAGGGAGUGGCCGGCAACGACAUCACGCGCACCAACGUACCAGACAUUCGCAUCUCCUUCCGCCAUGAGACCCUGCUCGACGAACUCACCAACAUCUUCAAGGACGGUAUGUCAGCUCGGAGAUAAACAACAUCCACAGACAGGACAGUGGAUGAACAAACAAACAUUCAUAUAUACUAAAGUCAAACUUAGACUGUAUACUAACCAAUAAUUAUUGUUUUUAUAUAUAAAUACGUAAAACCAGGGCUGCAGUGCCUAUAAAUAAAAAUGUUUAAAAUAAGGAUAGACCCUAUAGUUGACCCCUUGUGAUAACUAGGCGAAAAUGAAAGAUUGAAAGUGCCAUCGCAUUGUUUUAUAGAAUGAUCUGCUGCUCUUGAAUUUAUAGAAAUUAAAUCGAUUUGUGAACUAUGAAUGUGGAUGAAUGAUACGUCAGAUGAUGAAGAAGGUGAUGUAGCUAGUGAAACGUUUAAUCUUGCUAAUGGUACCCCAAAGUGACUAAAAUGUUUGAUAGAAGAAAAGAGAUAUAUGGAAAGUUAAGUUUCUAAACUGCCAUGACAUAUUGCAUUUACUAUAUAUGAUGAAAAUGAUAUUUAAGUAUUGAAGAAACUAACAACAUUAAAUGUAUAGGUUGUAAAUGAAUUAGUGUACUCAAAGUCUUUUAGAAAAUUCUUCAAAUUAUGACGAUGCAUUCACAUUCCUAGUUCAUAAUAUUUUUCAAAUCUUACCUUAUUACCUAACUAAGUAGAAUUUAUUGUGGAAGCUUUUUCAAUUGUACAAUUUUAUAUACAUUGUCAUGAAGCCGCAGCUCACACUUCAUCACCUAUGUCCAAUCACGUUGGUAUUUCUUUAAAUAGACCAACGAUUUCCAAAUUAACUUCUUUUUCUACUUUCUUGAGAUGUCCUUCUGUUUUAUCCGUUUCUAAUACAUGAUUCUCUUCUUGGACAUCUCUAGUCUUUCCUACUCUUCGUAAAUUAUUCCAACAUAUGAAUUUUAUCAAUGGAAAGCCCAGGUGCUGUUCUUUAAGCGAUCAGUCUCAUUUGGUUUCAAAAUAUGAGACUUCGACUUCUCCUAAUAAAUCUUCAUCCAUGUCUUUGAACUCAAAAUUUUAUAAAUUAACAACAUUUCUACGAAUUUAUAUACAUGUAGUCCAUUUCUAAUCUCAUCCUCAUCAUCUCGAGUGUCUUACUAAGAAUAUCUAUUAGCUUAGCUUACGUGAGCUGCCGGCCUUAGCUUAUCUGGUUGUAUAGUCUAACCAUAUUGUGAUCGUCUAACUUGUGUUACUGUAACCUUUCAUGUAUGAAAUAUGUUAAUAUCUAUUGUAUUUUUAUUGUUAUUGAAACUGUAUUCAAGCGCAUGUCUAAAUAUUUUAAUAUUUUUUUGAACUUUAUCAAGGUAUUUGUGUCUUUUUGUGUUAUAACUCUUGUGAAACAAAAAAUUAUUACACAAGACGACGUUAACGUUACACAGUGCUGUUCAUAAUUAUGUGCUCUCAAUGUGGCUUGAAACUGGUCGAGUUACCUCGUCAGUUACUUGCGCAAGGAAGCCGUAGGGUGUAACUAAUCUAGUUCGAUUAUGGGAUUGUGGCUUGAAAGCAGUUUCAUUAAUAAUAUCUAACGCAUUUUUGUGCUUCUGUCCAAAUGGUAUGCGAUUGUGUCUGUACCUUUUGUGUGAUGUUUUUUAAACCAAGAUUAUUAACGUUAAUGCAGAAUAAAUUUUAAUCAUUUAUACCU